UUUCUCCAGGUCGUUUCCUAAACUACUUCCGGUCUCUCGCCGCUAACCGAAGUAGGUAUGUAAUGCAGUGCUUGUAAACACUUGAAAACCCACGUGAGGGUUAUUAUAACUCGCUCGUAGCUCUUUAAACACAUACAGAUGUUUGUCGGUCGCUGGUCUACACUCCUCGCUCUGCGUCACCGUGUAGUUUGCUGCGGCGGAGGAGUUAAAGGAGGAUGGAGGACACUGUGUGGACACACGAGUCAGGUGCGACAUUGGGGUGGAGGAGUUCCAGUGCGCCUCUGUCACAGUGGUCUGGGGGAGUUAUACGCGAACGAGUCCGUCCAGAAGUAUCUGCAGCGGCUCAUGGAGGAGCACAGAGAGCUCAGCGGGAGGUUACAGCGGCCGUACCUGAGCGAGUCUGACAGAAAAGCUCUUGCGAAGAGACACGCCGAGCUGCUGCCUCUGGCCAAUGUGUUUGGGAGCAUCGAGAAAGCCACGCAAGACCUCGAGGAAGUCCUUUCACUUUUGCACAGUACGGCUGGGACCAAAGAUGAGGACGAACAACUGAGCCAGCUCCUUAAGGAAGAGGAAGACAAAAUCUCCAGCAAGAUUGCUGCCUUAAGAAAAGACCUUAUCAGAGCUCUCGUCCCCACCGACCCUCUGGACUCGAGUAACAUUUUGCUGGAGGUUGUAUCGGGGCGAACGACAGGAGGUGACAUCUGCCAGCAGUUCACCAGAGAAAUGUUUGACAUGUACCAGGGUUAUGCCUUUUACAAAAACUGGGACUUUGAGGUUUUUAACUACACGCCCGCAGAGUACGGCGGUUUGCACCACGCAGCAGUCAGAAUAGCCGGGGAGAACGUGUACAGACACCUGAAGAAUGAAGGAGGAACACACCGGGUGCAGAGGAUCCCUGAGGUGGGCCUUUCCUCCAGGAUGCAGCGCAUCCACACGGGAACCAUGACUGUCAUCGUCCUGCCGCAGCCGGUGGAGCUUGACGUCCACAUCCACCCAAAGGACCUCCGCGUGGACACGUUCAGAUCCCGUGGAGCUGGAGGCCAAAGUGUCAACACAACAGACAGUGCGGUGCGCAUAGUUCAUCUUCCUACUGGUAUAAGCGCCGAGUGCCAGCAGACCCGCUCUCAGCUGCAAAACAGAGACACCGCCAUGCGCGUGCUGAAGGCCAGGCUCUACCAGAGCAUGAUGGGAAAAGAGACGGAGCAGAGGCACGCGGCGCGCAAACAACAGGUGGGCUCGCGCUCUCAGUCAGAGAGGAUUCGCACCUACAACUUCAGCCAGGAUCGCGUCACAGAUCACCGCAAUGGAUACACCACCAGAGAUAUUAAGGAGUUCAUGAAAGGAGAGGAGGCUCUCGACGAGCUGAUCUCUGACGUGCUUGAACACACAGAGAAGGAGGCUCUGCUGGAGGCGGCGGGGGUCUGAAACAUCCGGGACAAUCUGCAGACGGACUCACCAAGACGUACAGUAUGUCGUCCUCAACAUGGGUGCACAUCAGGACAUAUCGCUUAUAAUUAAAAAAGGCUUUUAUUUUUGUAAUAAAACCUAAAUUAUAUAUUUA
Molecule: messenger RNA, 1561 nt
Organism: Mugil cephalus (flathead mullet)
Lineage: Eukaryota; Metazoa; Chordata; Actinopteri; Mugiliformes; Mugilidae
Gene: mtrf1
Product: mitochondrial translational release factor 1
Exons: 9
Coding region: 139-1425 (428 amino acids)
Biological process (GO): translational termination
Molecular function (GO): translation release factor activity
Source: RefSeq, a predicted model, not a curated record